Messenger RNA from Lepus europaeus (European hare), 1611 nucleotides. It is a transcript of the gene ALDOC, whose product is annotated as aldolase, fructose-bisphosphate C. Gene Ontology annotation, molecular function: fructose-bisphosphate aldolase activity. Lineage: Eukaryota; Metazoa; Chordata; Mammalia; Lagomorpha; Leporidae. The coding region runs from base 123 to 1217 and encodes 364 amino acids. The transcript has 9 exons. The record is from RefSeq and is a predicted model, not a curated record. Gene Ontology annotation, cellular component: cytosol. Gene Ontology annotation, biological process: fructose 1,6-bisphosphate metabolic process; glycolytic process.
UAGCUCUGCGGCAGCCGCAGCCUCAUUAACCCGAGCCGGGGCUGGAGCUGCAGCAGUCGCCGACUGGAGCGCGAGCGCUGCUUGUUGCUGCCGAGGAUAACUGCGCGCAGAGAGCUGUCGCCAUGCCUCACUCUUACCCAGCCCUUUCUGCUGAGCAGAAGAAGGAACUGUCUGACAUCGCGCUCCGGAUCGUGGCCCCAGGCAAAGGCAUUCUGGCAGCAGAUGAGUCUGUAGGAAGCAUGGCCAAGAGACUGAGCCAAAUUGGGGUGGAGAACACGGAGGAGAACCGUCGGCUGUACCGCCAGGUCCUGUUCAGUGCCGACGACCGUGUGAAGAAGUGCAUUGGAGGUGUCAUCUUCUUCCAUGAAACCCUCUACCAGAAAGACGAUAAUGGUGUCCCCUUCGUGCAUACGAUCCAGGAUAAGGGCAUUGUCGUGGGCAUCAAGGUAGACAAGGGUGUGGUGCCUCUGGCCGGGACUGAUGGAGAAACUACCACUCAAGGGCUGGAUGGGCUUUCGGAACGCUGUGCCCAGUACAAGAAGGACGGUGCCGACUUUGCCAAGUGGCGCUGUGUGCUGAAAAUCAGUGAGCGCACGCCCUCAGCACUUGCCAUUCUGGAGAAUGCCAAUGUGCUGGCCCGCUAUGCCAGCAUCUGCCAGCAGAAUGGCAUUGUGCCUAUUGUGGAACCUGAGAUCCUACCCGAUGGGGACCAUGACCUCAAACGUUGCCAGUAUGUUACAGAGAAGGUCCUGGCUGCUGUGUACAAGGCUCUGAGUGACCAUCACGUAUACCUGGAGGGGACACUGCUGAAGCCCAACAUGGUGACUCCUGGCCAUGCCUGUCCCAUCAAGUAUAGCCCAGAGGAGAUUGCCAUGGCAACUGUGACUGCCCUGCGUCGCACUGUGCCCCCAGCUGUCCCAGGAGUGACCUUCCUGUCUGGGGGUCAGAGUGAAGAGGAGGCAUCGCUCAACCUCAAUGCCAUCAACCGCUGCCCCCUUCCCCGGCCCUGGGCCCUCACCUUCUCCUAUGGGCGUGCCUUGCAGGCCUCUGCACUCAAUGCCUGGCGAGGGCAACAGGACAACGCUGGGGCUGCUACUGAGGAGUUCAUCAAGCGGGCUGAGGUGAAUGGUCUUGCAGCCCAGGGGAAGUAUGAAGGCAGUGGGGAAGAUGGUGGAGCGGCUGCACAGUCCCUCUACAUUGCUAACCAUGCCUACUGAGAACCUACUCCACACUGCAACCCUCGGCCCAGCCACCUGUACCCACUCUUGCCUGUAGUCUCGGCUGGGGCCAAAUAGCAGAAAUGCUUUCAUUCAGCACCAAGUCAUCUUCCUUUUCUCUCCUCCCCUUCCCUUUCCCAUUGCUUACCUGGGACCAUAGGAUGGGAGGAUGGGGAGUCCCUUAUGACUGAGGGCAGGAGAACUUGGUAGAAGUCAGGGCAGGGUGCCUGCGUGUCCCCCUACCUCUGCUAGCCUCCACACUUUUCCCAUGAUGGUAUAGCUUCACCUUGGGCUCUCCUUGCUGGCCCUCUCUCCUGGGAUCAGAGGGUAGAACAUUAGUCUGACUCAUGCCUUGAAUACAUACUGCAGAGCAAAUAAAUGGUAGCAAAACAUG